AUGUGGGGCUUCGAUGAUUGUUGCAGUCGCUGUAAAACUAAUGACGCGGUCGUGUACGAUCACGUGAAGAACAAUGCUUCUUCUUCUGAUGACGACAAUUUGAAGAACCUUGGCUUCGAUCACCUUGCCGUGGCCACCACGCAACAGAGUAACGCUUCUUCCGAUGAUGCCACCAUCAUCGCUUCUAUGUCCGAUAGGUUGAAUCUUCUUGCGACAGUCAAGAAUCAGGAUACUGAUAUCUCAGAACAAAUAAAGGGACAAAUAAACAUACCCAACAUUCGUUUUGCUGCUUCUAUCUACAUAGCCUGUAGACAAAAUGGCAUGACGUUGAGUAUCAAAGAAAUAUCUUAUGUUGCCGAUGGAGCAGAAGAGUCCAAGAUUACCAAUGCAGUCAGAUCUGUAGUUAAAAAACUUGGCCUCCCUCCUCAGUUGAUGCACAUCAGAGCUGCUGAGUUUGCAAAGCGGUAUUCCACUAACCUUCAAAUGGAUAGCCAAGCCGUUAAAGCUGCUGAAGAAGCUGUGGAACGUUGUACUGACCAUGUUAACAGGUACUGAGUAGAUAUGUAAG
Brassica napus (rape) is the source of this 568-nucleotide messenger RNA. Its product is annotated as transcription initiation factor IIB-like. Lineage: Eukaryota; Viridiplantae; Streptophyta; Magnoliopsida; Brassicales; Brassicaceae. Gene Ontology annotation, cellular component: nucleus; transcription preinitiation complex. The coding region runs from base 1 to 555 and encodes 184 amino acids. The record is from RefSeq and is a predicted model, not a curated record. Gene Ontology annotation, molecular function: TBP-class protein binding. The transcript is spliced from 6 exons. Gene Ontology annotation, biological process: transcription preinitiation complex assembly; DNA-templated transcription initiation.